Messenger RNA from Fusarium falciforme, 1224 nucleotides. Its product is annotated as Complex1-LYR-dom domain-containing protein. NCBI's taxonomy places the organism in Eukaryota, Fungi, Ascomycota, Sordariomycetes, Hypocreales, Nectriaceae. The record is from RefSeq and is a predicted model, not a curated record. Bases 1 to 1224 code for a protein of 407 amino acids. The transcript has a single exon.
AUGCCUCGCCCAAACGCCGCCAUCCCCGACUUCCUCCCACCUCUCCAUCUCUACCGACACCUCCUCCGCGAAUGCUCCUACCUCCCCCCCGCCUUCUCGCCCACUAUCACUUCGUUAAUACAGACUCGAUUUCGAAAUCACCGCAGGAAUCAUUCAAUGAAAAAGAAGCACCGCGCCAAAGCCAGCAAUGCGCUGCGCACAUUGAGAGCGGCCAACUGUGGGGACAGACCGUCCAUGGAAAAGCUCAUCUAUCAUGGCUUUGGAAGAAUGGGCUUUCGUCGAAGAAGACUGGUGGCCGAUUUUGUGCGCCCAGAAGGCCCUAGCGACUCGGAUGCAUUAGAGGCUCUCAUUGAUGGGGAUGCUACCAAGAACAGUGCUGGGAAGACUGACAACGCUGCUGCCGACGUAUCGAAGGCAUUGAAUGAGCAAGAGGGUUCCCCGAAUGAUACAAACGCAAACGAGAAUUUCGAGGAAAAACGCCCCGCGGGUCGAUGGAACAGCAAACCAGUACACAUCAGAAACGACUUUUACGAGAAGUGGGACUUGGACAAGGUCACAAGGCUCCUUUCAUCCCAGCGGGAUUUGCAAAAAAAUAGCAAUCUCAGCUGGCUCAAGCGCAAAAUCAAGGGUCUGAAGCCGUCGGGGGCUGUCCCUAAAACCAAUCUCUGGGGAAAGCCACUCGCCGAGAAUGUUGUUCGAGCAAAGGAGGCUCACUUUUGGCGUAGAGCCAUUAGCAAGAUGAUGGUCCCCUUGAGCAAUGGCGAAUGGGAACUGCUUGGACAGUUGAGCAAGGGCGCACAGGAGCAGGGCGAGUGGAAAGUUCCCACAAGACGACCAGCUGCGAGCCCUGUCCAGGCCGUCGAACAAAACACUAUGUCGAACUGGAACUGGAAGGCCUAUGCGAGCCUGCCCGCUUCCAGGGUUGAACGCAGGCCGAAAAAAAGCUCUUUCGUCAGGCCCGAGGGAAAGGAAGAGGAACCGUACCAAGCACAGCUCAAGAAGCGCGAGAUUUCACCACGAUGGUUCCGCCGAGCAUAUCAACGAGCAUGGCAGUUUACACCAAAGAUGGACCAGGAUCCGCGGACGCUAAAACACACUUUUACUUGGGGGACUAUCAAAAAGACCACAGUCUGCGCAUCUAAUAGGCAGCUUUCUAUCUUUGAUGGUGUCGACAGCCACGGCCGGAUGAUCAAGCCCAAGACUGAGAGUCCUUCUACUUCCUGA